AUGCUGCCUUACAGCCGUAUCCGCGGGAACAGGGAGGUCCCGGAGAGCGUCCACGUGCGGCUGCCCGACACGCUGCCGCCGCAUCUACCUCCGACCGCGUCUCGCAGGCGCCUCGGCAAGCCAAAAUCCACCCUCCUCUCCGUCGCCUGUGGGACACUCUUCGUGGUGGCGGUGGUCACCGUGUACGUCUUAACUUCCUUCUCCAACUCUAUGGGGGCGCUCAGGGUCGACAAGGCGGAGGCGGAAAAGGGUUCUCCAGUUCCCACCGUGGCCUUGACUCCUCAACCAGCCACCGGCACGUCCGUGGAACCCCCAGCGACGACAAGGACGCAAAUUCCUACUCCCGUGUCCCCGCACCGGUACGUAAAUGUGUUUGACCGACAGGACACCCGCACCGCACGUCCCGAGCCGGUGUUUGACGAUGUGAUGAGCCAGUUCGAAAGUGGCGAGUACGCGCCGGAGGAGCCGGCUCGCUUGCCUGGGCUUACCAUUAACCGGCGCACCUACACCCCACAGGAGCUCUUACAGCUCUACGGCAACACCGACUACAUCUACAGCUUUGUGAACGGCAGCGAGAUGAACCAUCACUUCCGCAAACGCACGCUGGGGGACUGCAUCGGACAGUUCAGAGAACUGGAGAACGCUGUGUACGCCCACGGCGGAGAACUCUCGUCGGGGGUGCAGCUGCAGCACAAGAGUACCGCACCGGCCUGCCACGCGUCGUAUUUGAAAAAGAUGACGGAGACGGCGACAAUAGCGGACCUCUUUAAGAUCUUGCCCAACCACAUCCGCCCCGGCAUUGGUGACCGCGAGACCGACGAGCUGCGGCACAGCAUUCGCAGUCUGGAGCAGCACGUCCAGUGGCACCGCGGGCGUGUGGUGAUUGUGUCGCCCGGGCACCACCCGGACGUGGGUGGACGGCGCGAGGAACUUCCUUGCCGGUGUGUGCGGUGCGCGUCCGUGCAGGCGCUGCGCUCGCGUACGACGGUGCACCAGGACGCGGUGAUGCCGUACGGGAUGCGGCUGACGGUCGACUCGCACGUGAUUGAGCAGCACAUCUGGCGUGUGCGGAACACGACCGCCGUGCACGUGUACAUGAACGACGACUACUUCGUGAACCGCGACGUGGCCAUCACGGACCUGUUCAACCAGUACGGCGGCACCAUUGUGCGGGUAGAGAAAGGCAUCCUGCGUAAUGGCCAACUCGGUCCCGAACAGGGCGGCACAUGGGGCGAGGGCGUGCGUCACACACAGCUCUUCAACAUUAUGGAGCUGGACCUGCGCCACGACGAUUACCUUCCCGAGGAUCUGCUGAGCAGGUGGACUGCCGAGCGAGCGGAGAAUCACGUAGACUUGUCGGUGCCGCUUCUACCCGUCGCUUUAAACGACAUCGUCGAUGUGGCGCACGGCUACACGGCGGCGGAGAAUUGGCCACGCUCAGUGCCUCCGCGCCGCUACCGCCGCUACGCCACCCACGCCCCCUUUGUGUACUGCACGAACAUGUUCCGCUUCAUGCAGACGCGCUACGCGCGUGAGUUUGCGCACAACGCCUACCUGCACCGUACUCGCCAAGCACGAGACUUGUACGUGCCGUUUGUGUACAACGCCUUCGUCAUGGCGCGGCCGUGGGUCGCCUCGCCGAAAUUCCUGCCCUACCUGAUGCAGCUGCACCGCAGUCGAGGCCGCACACCCACCGAGGCGCCGCCGUCGGUGGAAAUUGCGUUGGACAACUUUGACAGCUGUGGGCAGUCAACGCUGCGUGGCGGACGCCUGGCUUCGCAGUGCCUGUAUGGCAAAUUCCAAGACAACCUGACGUUGAAUGUGCAGUUGACGGAACGCAUUCGUGUGGAGGACCCGCUGUACUUCAACAUCAACGCCGGCUUCAACUCGGAGGAGGCGUCCAAUCAGCUGCGGAAGUUUCUGCACGAUAAGUUCCCCACCCCGGUGUAUUUGGAGCAGGCACCCGCCACGACUGCGGCAGACCCGGAGGCAGCCGCCGCUGACGGGGACGGGGAGAAGGACGCAACGGCGGCGGCGGCAGCGGCGGCCAACGUGGUGGCGGAUGCGGUGCUGCCACCGCUGUUUGAUGCGCUGAUGGCGCUGCCGGUGGUGGGUGUUGUGUCGUACGAGGAGGGCGUGUGCCCGCUGGUGCGCAGUCUGUCGCUCGCCUUCGCCGGCCACCACCGCGGUCGCGUGCACGUUGCUGUGCAGCGCUACGGAGAUGGCGAGGCCGACGAGACGCUGCGCGAGGCCCGCACGCGGCUGAGGAACCGUGUGAUCAGCGCGACGCCGGUGCUGAAGUGCGCGUACGGCUCAGCGGUGAAGGUGGCGUCCUCCGCCCGUGGAGAGGGCGUUGCGGACGUGGCGAGGCGCGUGCUGCAGGCGAGCGACGGAGCCGGCGUGGUGCUGCCGUCGACGUGCGGUGCCGGGGACGGUGGCGCUGCGGGGCUGCGCGUGCGUGGGUUUGUGAUGGAUGCCCGCACGCCGCACGCGCCUGUGACGAGCACCGCUGCGCUGCGUGCUGCACUGUCGAUGCCCGGGCAGACGCUUGCGUUGGAGGACUUCCGUGCGGUGCGUGUGGGACCGGAUGACCGUGACGUUGUGCUCGUGCUGGCCCGCGAGGACGCCGCGGCGAAGGCGGUGCACUGGAUCGACGGCGCAUCGGAGAAUGAUCUGCUCGUCACUUAUCCCUUGCCCGUAGAGCAGUACGAGAAUCUAGGCGCUCAGCUGCAGUGGUCGCAGCCGUAA
Leptomonas pyrrhocoris is the source of this 2748-nucleotide messenger RNA. RefSeq lists its product as hypothetical. The record is from RefSeq and is a predicted model, not a curated record. The transcript has a single exon. Gene Ontology annotation, molecular function: transferase activity, transferring phosphorus-containing groups. NCBI's taxonomy places the organism in Eukaryota, Euglenozoa, Kinetoplastea, Trypanosomatida, Trypanosomatidae. Bases 1 to 2748 code for a protein of 915 amino acids. Gene Ontology annotation, cellular component: Golgi apparatus.